Cylicocyclus nassatus is the source of this 2768-nucleotide messenger RNA. The record is from the annotation of a GenBank genome assembly. NCBI's taxonomy places the organism in Eukaryota, Metazoa, Nematoda, Chromadorea, Rhabditida, Strongylidae.
ACCAGCGCUGUCGUGUGCCUCCUCACAUCAACAGCCAAAAUGAUUCAGAUCAUGAGCAGCGGGAACGUCUUCGCCCGGGGGCUUUCGCGCAUUUCGCGCCGUCGGAAGCGGCGACGGAACCUCGCCGCGGCCCUCGAGCAGGGCCCGAGCGCGGCGUCGAACGCAGCCACGGCUGUCUCAACCGCCGACGUCGAGUGCCUGACGCAGCCCAGCCGACCUUCUUUGCUGGGGCGCUCGAUGGACCGACUUCGAAGAUCCAUUCGGCAAUCCUUUCGACGUGGUGGACGGCAUAGCCCUGAGACCAGUACUCCCUCCGAACUCGUCACUUCGAAUGGAUCCAGCGGCCAAAAACAGGAGCAGUGGCAGCCGGACGAAGCUGCCGUGAGGGCAGGACUUUGCCACUUCACUGUGAAGUACCUUGGUGCGGUCGAAGUUUAUGAGUCACGAGGUAUGCAAGUGUGCGAAGGAGCUUUGAAAAUGCUUAGGAGCAACAGGCGAAGGCCUAUUAAAGCUGUCCUGUACGUAUCUGGAGAUGGUCUUCGUGUAGUGGAUCAAGAAAACAAUAGGGGUUUAAUUGUGGACCAAACGAUUGAAAAGGUCUCUUUUUGCGCUCCUGAUCGCAACAAUGACAAAGGUUUUGCGUACAUCUGCAGGGAUGGCACUUCUAGGCGGUGGAUGUGUCAUGGAUUCCAUGCUACGAAGGAGUCGGGCGAGCGCCUCUCUCAUGCUGUCGGAUGCGCGUUUUCGAUUUGCUUAGAGCGAAAGAAAAAACGCGAUGAAGAGAAUGUGCAGUCGCUGGAAAACGCACUGAAUCCUAAUUGGGGUGACAAGGACGAUGCUAAUGCUGCGUUACAACGAACAAACCAGGCCUAUCAAUCAUUUCGCAAACAAAUACCCAUUAGCGAAAGACUCCAGGAUCCACAGUCUGCCAUCGUCAACACAGCUCCUCACACCACUUCGCAGCAACCAUCAUCUAGUAUUGCGAAGCCUCGACCAACUCCCAAUCCAGCUCUCUUCCAGCGCCAGGGAUCUUUACGUGCACCAGAGACUACAGCGGCUCAUUUUCGUAGGAACUAUUCUUUGCGAACUAAUGCUCAAAGUUUGGAUGGUUUCCCAAUGAAAUCGGCACUUGGAAAACAGUCUCUGCACAAUGAACCUAUAUAUGAGGGUGAAGAAGAAAACUCAACACAAGCACCAGUGCAGUUUCCCUCUAGCCCGAUUUCAUUUGACUACAGCAAAAGUCCGCCCAUGCAAAACUCGGCAGCUUACAAUAAACCAGCAGUCGCUCCUCCUGCUGAUGUUUUCGACCUCAUUCAUAUAACGCCUUCGACAUCAAUCUCUAACGACAUAGUUAACUACGCUGUUGCUAAUCCUCAACCUCAACCUCAAUGGCCUAUCCAACCCUCCCCUAUGUUCAGUGCCGUACAGUCACCAACUGCGAUGUUGAAUGGAAUAAAUUCGACUCCUACAAUGGGACAGAUCAAUGUCAAUACAACUUGGACCGCUCCGACAUCAACGUCGCAGUCAUCAUCGCGUUCGAAGGCAGACGAGUGGCUAGAAGAUGUUUUCCGCACCUCUCUAACUAUUAGCUCUCCUCCAUUACCGGUCUCCCCUAGCGAACACGCUAAGAUAUCUUCCCCGAAUGAUGCUCAGGAUUGGCCUACGACGCCACCUCGUCCUACCGCCUACGAUGCUCCGAUAACAAGUGGUCCUCCUCCUGCUCAACCACCCCCUCCGCUUCCCACCAAACAAGUGGUGGUGAAUGGGUCAUUAUCCGCGAGAUCGGGUUUGGCAGUGGAUGCUUUUGGACAGUCAGUAAACUGGGAUGCCGUUCCUCCAGCUCCUGUAAAAGUCGAAGAUCCAUUCGACAUUCAGUGGAGCCGGCUUGCUGCAAAUUCGGCGAUGGCAUCCAAUCCAUUUCUCGCAGAGGUUCCACGGGAGCUUAGAAUUUAGUUGAAGUGAUAACGACUGACAGUACAUUCGUCUUCAGAGAGUUCUAUCUAACGUUUUUCAGUUUUGAAGUGUACUGCUACAUAUCUAUUUUGUGAAUACAACUUUGCUAAUUGAUUACGUAAGCAAAGCUUACGUUUUCCGUUGGAUUUGAAGUGUCACUGAGCUCAUUUUGAAUGCGCGUUGUAUUGUAUCAUAACUUGAAGUAAUAAGUUUCACCAUCUUCCAAAAAACCCUUAUGAUUUCAAGCCCAUAGCCUGCAGAUUCGUUUUUUUUUUUUGUUCGAAGUGUCUACAAACAUUUUCAUGCUGUUUUAGAAAUUUGUUUUGGCGAUAAACUAGAGCACUCUAUUUCCGUCAGAGGCAUUCUAUAGUGCUUAGUUUUGAGUUUUAUACCGGUAAAACUAUAAACGAAGGGCAUUGCCGCUAUUUGUGUUGCAGUGUUGUCAAUGCAUUGUGACGGACAUCUCCUUGAAUGCUCUCAAUAAUGUACCAUUUGUGUAAUAAGUGAUUUUCUUGCUCUCCCUAUAUGUGAUAGUUUUGUCAAUGAAAUUCUCUGCAACGAUGCAUUGUUUAUUGGAGACUCGUUAGCGUUUGGUUUAUAUGAAAUGUGAGAUAUGGAGCGCAGGUAUGGCUAGUUGGAGUCAUGCUGCAGCUUGGCUUGGUCGUCCUAUUCCUGCUGUUAUCUGGGGGCCAAAGCACAGAUUACAACAAAAAACUCGAGGAUGUGCUCCUGAAAAACUAUAACAGCCGUCAUCGACCUGUCAAGAAAGAAUCCACCACAGUUCAAGUCAGCGUCUAUAUGGGCAUUAGUCAUGU